UAAGUAAUGUAUCAAUUAUUAACAUAAGUUGAUGAAUUUUCGGUAACAAUUAUAUCAUCAACAUAUAUAAGUAUUUAUAUCAUCAAAAAGGGGUGUAUCAUUUUGGGCACAUGGUUUUAGUUUGGCAAGCCACGUAAGUCAGGGAGGUCUCUUGACAUAAAUUGAAGUCUACAUUUCGACGGUGUUGGCCGAAGCUCGAAAGGACCAGACGUGGAAGAAAAACAAAAUAUAGGAACCUAAAACAUAGGAAUUUUAAUAAUUGUUAUAAAUCCGUCUCUUUUAGCUAACAACAUGGACCAAUUGUGUAAUUUUGUCAUAUUAUAUUAUCAAAAUAUAAAUAUAAAUAUAUAGAUAGUUAGAUAAAGUUCUUUAUUAAAUAAGUAUAAAAAUAUAAAGCAAGUAGUAUUAAAAAGUUAGGUUAAAAAGGGGUUACGACAGACAGCCCGCGUCACCACUUUUCAAUUCCCGCUCUCCCAAUCGCAAAAAUACCAUGGUCGGCGAUUCAUCGGCCUCCGUCCGACUUCCGGCACUCCUCCUCCUACUCACUUUCUUGAACUCUGCCUGUUUCGUUGUUUCAGGAGAGUUUCCUUCUCUAACUGUUUCAGAGUAUGCUUCAUUACAAAUAUCCCCAAAAUUGGCAGUGGAAAACUCACCAGGUUCAAGACCUGGAUCCCAAGUGGUUUGUGAAAGAGUAGAAAUUCAUGGCUUGUCAAGGUUCAGAAACCUCACAAGUUUCUUCUCUUCAGUGAAGGUGAAGGCUAUAAUCGUAAAUUCCACUGGUCGUCCUCCAAAUGUUACCAUCUGUUUCCACAGGAAUGCAUCUCUUGCAGUGGGGAUGUGUCAUGAAAGUCAAUGGGAGAAACUUACGAAAGGGUCAUGGAUUAAAUCCAUGUCCCCAUUUGAUCACAAGCUUUUGGAUAUACGAAUAGUGGGCCCUUCUGAAGGAACUAUUGAGAUCUUACUGAACAAAGAAUUUUAUUCCUACAGAAUUGUAUUUCUGGUACUUGGAAUAACACUGAUGACAUUUGCAUCCUCUUUGAGCAACUCUUUAGUAGUCUACUAUGGUGGUGCAAUGACAUUAGGGGUUCUACUUGUUGUGUUGGUGAUCCUCUUUCAGGGAAUGAGGAUCCUUCCAAGUGGUCGAAAGAGUUCACUUGCAUUAGUUCUAUAUGGAUCCAUUGUUGGAGUCGGAUCCUUUCUGUUUAGCUACUUACCUACAUUAUUCAACUCACUACUCAUGGAAAUGGGAAUCAGUGAAGAUGUAUACAGUCCUAUAGCAGUAUUCCUACUAGCUUUCAUUGUUCUUUUGGGAGCAUGGUUAGGGUUUUGGGCUGUUCGUAAGCUUGUCCUUACAGAAGAUGGAUCAAUCGAUACAGGUGUGGCCCACUUUGUUUCAUGGUCCUUCCGGAUUUUAGCAUCCAGUAUGAUUCUUCAGAGUUCAGUGGAUCCUUUAUUAGCAGUUGCAGCAUGGGUUUGUGGAAUACUUGUUCCAUCAGCUUUUAAGUGGUUCCUUAAAGUGUUGUUGGAAACAAACAAGGUGAAGCAUAGAGGAUCUUACAAGAAGGUUUCUAAUGAAGAGGAUCAUGGAAUCAUCCAUAAGUUAGAGGACAAAAACACGUUCUAUUCGAGCUUUCAUGACACACGUGAAAGAAGACAAUACUCGAAGGAGGAAUGGGAUGAAUUUACUAAAAUGUCCACCAAGAAAGCACUUGAAAGUCUUGUGUGUUCACCGGAUUUUAACCGAUGGGCUGUUGCUCAUGCGGAUAGAAUCACUUUACGUCCGAAAAACGACACCAGUCAGAGGCGACAAAGUUGGCUCCCAUGGUCUUGAUCAUCAUCUAGAUCUAGUUAUGAAAAUGCCAACUGUUUUGUUGUAACAAAUUGUUACCUUGAUUACAUUAUGGAUAAAUUGUUGUAUCACUGUGAUUCUUUAGGAGCUUUUAGUUUAACUUGUGUAGUUGGGUUUGAUAAAUUUGCUUUAGAACAUGUAAAUAAAUUAACUUCCUUUUGUGUGGCAUCA
Messenger RNA from Lactuca sativa (garden lettuce), 2020 nucleotides. RefSeq lists its product as uncharacterized. NCBI's taxonomy places the organism in Eukaryota, Viridiplantae, Streptophyta, Magnoliopsida, Asterales, Asteraceae. The record is from RefSeq and is a predicted model, not a curated record.